GGAUUUGCAAACAAAGAAAAAUCAUAACCUCACUAAGUCACAUUUUGGUGUACACAAAGUAUACGAUUUAUAAUAAGAAAUUAUACAGUAUGACUCAAGAAAAUAGUGAAUCCGAUCAGGAACCCUCAACAAGUAUUGUAAAAGUCAAAAAACCUGCCAAAAGAGGCAUAAUAUAUUUAUCAACUAUUCCACCUUAUAUGAAUGUAACAAAAAUACGUGAUUUUUUUAGUGAAUUUGGUACAGUAGGAAGAAUAUAUUUACAAUUAGCAGAUAAAGAAUCAAAAUAUGAUGGCAAAGACAAAACAAAAAAGAAAAGGAAAGUGGCAAAAAAAUUUACGGAAGGUUGGGUAGAAUUCGAAAAGAAAUCUAUAGCUAAGAAAGUAGCCGCUCUUUUAAACAAUACACAAGUUAGUAAUAGAAAAAAAUCAAAACAAUAUGAUCAUAUUUGGAAUAUGAAGUAUCUAUCUAAUUUCAAAUGGACACAUUUACAUGAGAGACUAGCAUAUGAAAAGGCCGCCCGAAGACAAAAAUUAAGAGCUGAAAUCCAAUUGGCGAAGAAGAAGAGUAAUUUCUUUGCAUCUAAUAUAGAAAAAACAAAGAAAAACAAAACAGUCGUCAACAAAGAAUUUGAAAAUAUAGAAGAUAAUUUUGAGAAAAAUUCUAGCGAAGAAAAAUCAAAAGAUAUAGAAGAUAGAAAACAAUUUUUACAAUCCCUAUUUUAAAUAAUUUAGUGUAAAUUGAGUAAAUUAAUUAAUAAAAAACAAAA
Diorhabda sublineata is the source of this 766-nucleotide messenger RNA. RefSeq lists its product as uncharacterized. NCBI's taxonomy places the organism in Eukaryota, Metazoa, Arthropoda, Insecta, Coleoptera, Chrysomelidae. Gene Ontology annotation, cellular component: nucleolus. The record is from RefSeq and is a predicted model, not a curated record. The transcript has 3 exons. Gene Ontology annotation, molecular function: RNA binding. The coding region runs from base 90 to 722 and encodes 210 amino acids. Gene Ontology annotation, biological process: endonucleolytic cleavage in ITS1 to separate SSU-rRNA from 5.8S rRNA and LSU-rRNA from tricistronic rRNA transcript (SSU-rRNA, 5.8S rRNA, LSU-rRNA); endonucleolytic cleavage to generate mature 5'-end of SSU-rRNA from (SSU-rRNA, 5.8S rRNA, LSU-rRNA); endonucleolytic cleavage in 5'-ETS of tricistronic rRNA transcript (SSU-rRNA, 5.8S rRNA, LSU-rRNA).